AUGCAGGCUCCUUCUACCACAGAAAAUACAUUGGAUAGUCUAUGGUCCAGAUCCUCAUUACUGCGCUUGUCCUCUCCUACAACGUCAACAUCAACAUCAACAUCGUCUCCACCAUCUCCAUCAUUGCCACAAUCACAAUCACCAGAUGUAUAUGCAACUAACUUGUCGUCGGAUAUCAACCAAACUUGUAUAACUGUUAGAAUCAAUAACAGUAAUUGGGUCUACAGCUUCAACGACAAUGUAGCUUUACUUUCAGAUACAGAUUAUGAUAUAUUGGAUCAUCAUGUUUCAAAUAUUCAUGAACCACUAACUGAGCAUAAUGACUCUUUGCUUAAUGGAAAUUUAUUAAACUAUACUCAUAAUACGAAAAAUACCUUCCCUUCACAACCUGAAUUCAAUUCAUCAACCUCAUCAUUAGACUUAUCCGUUGAUGAACCUUGCAACACUCUUCCCAUUUUCCCACCCUUAAGGGAAUCAUCUCCCAACACAUUUGUUAACUCGAUCCAGAAUCCAAUAAAUUCGAAUACUAACGAAACAAAUCUGUUUUUAAAUGUCACCUUGACAAAUUCCUAUAUGUUAAAUGUAAGCCCAUUGUCAAGUUUAGUCUCAACUUCGAUUGAUGAUAUAUUGGAUACUCUUAAUAUCAAUUCCCAAAAAAAAAAUAGUAGCUCAAUUCACACACGUUGUCAAAGUAUCAAAUUCACAGGAUUCUCAAAGGAAAGGUGUAUUCUAAUCAAAAACUUGACUGAGAAGGGGAACAUAAACCAUAAAUUUGUUGACAAGAUUUUGCUGCUCGUACAUUCUAAAAACCUAAUCUUAAAAUUUAAUAUUCUUAAAAGCCUAAUACAAACACCUUGUAAUUUCUAUUCAGUUAACACAUGUGAUCUUUUAUCAAAUUGGAAUUUGAUUGUUGAUUGGAACUUUUCUGAUGGAGACACAUUUAAUGUGAAAGAACUCAACAUCAUAAAUGAUCAUAACACUUAUUAUUUAUACAAAUAUUUUAUGUCCGAUUUCUUGAAAUUGCUAUCCAUCAUUGGUUCGAUUACCAAAUUCAUUUUAGGUAAUGAUUCGGAAAUUGAUCCACAUUUGGAGGAAUCUCGUCUACUCGAUUUUCACAAAUCACUAGAUAAUGACGUUGUUAAGAUUGUUAAAGAGCAUUGUCUGCUUGAAAUCUUGGACGCUAACUCCCUUCAUGAAAUGGUUUUUUUCCUUUGGAAAACUGAAUUUCCACUCGCUUGUGAAUCUUUCAGUUCCUUGUGA
Molecule: messenger RNA, 1260 nt
Organism: Pichia kudriavzevii
Lineage: Eukaryota; Fungi; Ascomycota; Pichiomycetes; Pichiales; Pichiaceae
Exons: 1
Coding region: 1-1260 (419 amino acids)
Source: RefSeq, a predicted model, not a curated record